AUGCGUAGACGUAGGAACGAAGUGACAGUGGAACUUAGAAAGAACAAAAGAGAAGAAACAUUACAAAAACGUCGCAAUGUCCCCGUUAGCUAUUCAACAGACGAAGAUGAUAUCGAUAGAACGCUGGCAUCCACGGAUCUCGAGGAGCUGGUGAUGAAAGCGGCCAAUGCAGAGAACCCAGAAGAGCAACUAGCCGCGGUUCAACAGUGUAGAAAGCUUCUGUCCUCCGAUAAGAAUCCACCCAUAGACAGUUUGAUAACGACGGGAAUCUUACCUAUACUUGUUCAGUGCCUUUCUAGAACGGAUAACCCGACACUACAGUUCGAGGCGGCCUGGGCCCUCACGAACAUCGCGUCAGGAACGUCCGCGCAAACCAACAAAGUGGUUCACGCGGGAGCAGUGCCUCUAUUUUUACAAUUGCUCAUGUCUCCUCAUGAGAAUGUGUGUGAGCAAGUUGUGUGUGCCCUGGGUAACAUCAUCGGAGACGGGCUAGUCCUGAGAGACUAUGUUGUUGAACUAGGUGUUGUGAAGCCCUUACUCAGCCUUAUAAAGCCCGGCAUCCCCAUUACCUUCCUGCGCAAUGUUACAUGGGUCAUUGUCAACGUCUGUAGGAUUAAGGAUCCUCCCCUGCCCGUCGAGACCAUUCGGGAAAUAUUGCCAGCACUUAAUGAACUUAUCACUCACACAGAUGUAAACGUGCUAGUAGACACAGUAUGGGCCAUCAGUUAUCUUACGGACGGAGGCUAUGAUCAGAUACAGAUGAUCAUAGAGUCUGGUAUAGUUCCAAAGCUAAUUCCCCUGUUGUCACACAAGGAGGUGAAGACUCAUGAUACUAUGAUAUACUUAUUGAUGGAUUAUCAUGAGCUCUUGAACCUAGAGUAA
Danaus chrysippus (African queen) is the source of this 882-nucleotide messenger RNA. NCBI's taxonomy places the organism in Eukaryota, Metazoa, Arthropoda, Insecta, Lepidoptera, Nymphalidae. The record is from the annotation of a GenBank genome assembly.